AUGCCACGCCAUGCCGCCGUUGUGUGGCGCUGCCUCCGCUUGGCUCUCACUGCGGCGCUGAUAGCGGCGCUCUCGCUAGCGUCAUCCGAGGAUGCUCCGGUGGAGAACAAGCUAGGUCACGGGCCCUGGCCGUGGCAGACCUGGAUCGUCGCCACUUUAUUCGUGCUGAUCUGCGGCUGUGGACAACUCCUCUGCUGCUUUGGCUGCCUGAAAGCUGGGUGGGAGCGGGGAGACUUCCAACUUGGCGGUCCAUACACGCCCCUCUCGCAGAAGGAGUUCGUGUCUGAAGCCAACGAAUACCGACCGGAUCACGAGAAGAUUGGGCGAGUGGUGCGGCAGGAAAUGCGGCUGAUGCUGCUGUAUCCCCUGAUCUCCAUCCUGGCUUCGGUUGACAGCAGCUGUGAGAAGGGGAUGCCACUCUGGGGGUACGCGCUGUACGUCCCUCUACUCCUCCGUGCCAAGUGGAUAGAGAUCAAGAUCCUCCGCGCGCUAAACGAGUCCUGGAGCCACAUCUUCCUGGCCCCCGGCCUCUGGCUCGGAUGUCUGGAGCAUGCCGAUUGGUUCACGGACGGGGCGCUUCCAGUUCAGGCAUACCUCUGCGGUCCCACCGUAACAGAGCGCUUUGCGGAGAGCUUUGAGCUCUCAUGGGCCUGGCCCCUGGCGCCCAUCGUCCGGAUGCUGCACUUCUGGGGUCUUCUUACUGUCGUGCUCAGCUUCGCAGCCUUGUCCCAGCAGCUGCUGGGGAGCGCGGACCAUGGGGACUGCCAUGACCUGGCAGCCGAUGUGCCUGGCUUCGGCGCAGUGGCCAAUUGGUACGAAGAGUUCGAGCAGGACCACGGCUGGAAGCAAGCGGCCGAGGACACCGGCUGCCUGUCGGAGCGUGCGCUCCUGACCUCCGUCUCGAAGGUUUUCCUGGAAAACGUGGCGCAGCUGUGGCUGCAGGCCAGCUUCUUUGCACUGAUCUUCGGGAGGUUGCACCACACCGGCAAGGUGAAGCUUCUGAUCUCCAUGGGGCUGGGCCUGAUUAGCUGCGUCUGCAAGACGCUACCCAUGGCUGUUGGCCUUUGCAGGGCGAUGGUCUCGGGCAGCGUCGGCCCCGAGGUGGGCUUCAUCGUGCUGUCGUGCCAGCUUUUCGCCAUUGUGGGCGUCGCGUGGACCGUGGCGAAGCUCUUCAACUCCUUCCAGUGCCCCUCGCACCUCUGGAAUCUGACCAGUGGCUGCGUGCCGCCAGGGGUCCUGACCGCCGGGUAG
Messenger RNA from Symbiodinium natans, 1251 nucleotides. Lineage: Eukaryota; Dinophyceae; Suessiales; Symbiodiniaceae. The record is from the annotation of a GenBank genome assembly.